Molecule: messenger RNA, 4840 nt
Organism: Pangasianodon hypophthalmus (striped catfish)
Lineage: Eukaryota; Metazoa; Chordata; Actinopteri; Siluriformes; Pangasiidae
Gene: adam9a
Product: ADAM metallopeptidase domain 9
Exons: 23
Coding region: 327-2774 (815 amino acids)
Biological process (GO): proteolysis
Cellular component (GO): plasma membrane
Molecular function (GO): metalloendopeptidase activity
Source: RefSeq, a predicted model, not a curated record
UUUGCGCAUGCGCAGUCCGGCCCUGUGUAGUAGGGCUGCCUCGGAAAUUGACUAGUGACUCAAGCGGUUAUUUCUGUCGGAUUUACGAGCAACAACUGCGCCAUUGAUGAGCGGAUUACUUUGAAAAACGUUCAUUUGUAAAGAGGAGCUUGUGUCUGUUGAACAUGUAACUGUACACCCAGGCAAACUGAGAGAAAAUGAGCAGGUAGUUUCCAGCUUUCUUCCCCUUUCCAGGAGUGUUCUGUGGGAGAGGAGUGUUGUGAUCACUGAAGGCUGGAGAAAGACCUGAAACACAACGUUUCUGUCAGAAAGUGUGUUUCUAAGCCAUGGCUGUGGUUUCAUCCUCUCACUUCCACAUCAUCUGUGUGCUGUUUGUACUCUUCGACAGCACUGGAGGCUCGCCUUCUCAGACAUCCCAGUUCUCUUCGUAUGAAGUGAGCGUACCGAAACGCAUCAGCAGACACAGGAGAGAGCAGGACGGCACCGUCUCUGAUAAGGUGUCCUAUGUUAUCCCAGCUCAGGGGAAAGAACACGUCGUCAUCCUGGAGAAGAACGAGUUUCUCCUGCCAGAGGAUUUCACCGUGUAUUCCUACGCCAAGGACGGAUCACUGAUCACCGAAAGACCCAACAUGAAGGAUCACUGUCAUUACCGUGGUUACGUGGAGGAUGUAGACGGCUCCUCCGCUGCUCUGAGUCUCUGCUCUGGAUUACGAGGCGUGAUCCACAUGCAGAACGCCAGUUUAGGCAUCGAGCCUCUAGAGGGUUCGUCAGAUAACGAGCACCUCGUCUACCGCCUGGAGGACGUCAAGACGGAGCCUUUUACCUGCGGCACACCCCACUCCGGUCACCAUGGCGACAGAGUAUCACCAGGCCACGCCCACAACGUCACGCCUGGUCAAGCUGUCAGUCAUCUGAGCAGAAAAAAGAGGGCAGUGCUACACCAGACACAUUACGUGGAGCUGCUGCUGGUGGUCGAUAACGAGAGAUUUAACUUCACAAACCGCAAUCAGACGGCGGUGAGAGAGGAGAUGGUGCAGCUCGCUAACUACAUCGACAGUAUGUAUGUAGCUCUGAAUAUCCGGGUGGUGUUGGUGGGGUUGGAGAUCUGGUCGGUGAUGAACUUUAUCAGUACGGACGGUGGAGCGGGUGAGGUGCUCGGUCGCUUCACUCAGUGGAGGGAGAAGGAGCUCGUGCCCCGCCGUCGCCAUGACAGCGCUCAGCUCGUCCUGAAGAAAGGAUUCGGGACGACAGCAGGCAUGGCGUUUGUGGGCACGGCCUGCUCCAGGAGUCACGGGGGCGGGAUCAAUGCGUUCACGCAUAACAAUGUAGCAUCGUUUGCCUCCAUCGUGGCUCAUGAGCUCGGCCAUAAUCUCGGGAUGAACCAUGACGAUGACGGAAGAGACUGCAAAUGCGAAGUGAACAAUUGCAUUAUGAACUCAGGGGCAACUGGCUCGCGAAACUUCAGUAGCUGCAGUGCUGAUGACUUUGAGAAGUUGAUCCUGAACGCCGGAGGGAGCUGCCUGCUGAACGUGCCGCGGCCCGACGAGGCCUACAGCGCCCCCUUCUGCGGCAACAAGCUGGUGGACGUGGGAGAGGAGUGUGACUGCGGCUCUGAGGAGGAGUGUGAGAAGGACCCCUGCUGUGAGCCGAAAACGUGUAAACUCCGAGCUGGAGCUCAGUGUGCCUACGGAGUGUGCUGCAAGCACUGCAGGUUCCUCCCUGGCGGCACCGUGUGCAGGAGCAGCACGGACGAGUGCGACCUGCCGGAGUACUGUAACGGCUCGUCUGCUCUGUGCCAGGCCGACCUGUUUAAGCAGAACGGACACCCGUGCCGAGAGGGCGUGGCUUACUGCUACAACGGCCUGUGCCAGCACUACGACAGCCAGUGCCAGGCCCUGUUCGGUCCCAAGGCAAAAGCUGCUCCUGAGGCUUGCUUUAAAGACGUAAACUCCAAAGGUGAUCGCUUCGGAAACUGUGGCUAUCAGAACUACCAGUUGAAGAAGUGUGAGAGCAGGAAUGCCAUGUGUGGGAAACUGCAGUGUGAGCAAGUCCAGAAUACCGUCGUGUUCGGCAUCAAGCCCGCCAUCAUCCAGACCCCGAUCGGAGGCACCACCUGCUGGGGAGUGGACUUCCGUCUGGGCACGGACGUUCCUGACCCGGGCAUGGUCAACGAGGGCACCAAGUGUGGAGAGAACAAGGUUUGUUUGAAUUACGAGUGCAAGAGCGCCGACGAGCUGAAAUACGACUGCAAUGCUCAGAACAAAUGCCACGCUCAUGGGGUGUGUAACAGCAACAAGAACUGCCACUGUGAGUAUGGCUGGGCGCCACCAUUUUGUGAAGCCGCAGGCUACGGCGGCAGCAUAGACAGCGGCCCCACCUGGAAUGAUAAAGACACGUCUACGAGAGACGGUCUGCUGGUUUUCUUUUUCCUAGUUCUUCCUCUCCUGGCUUUGGGUCUCUACAUCUUUUUCAGGAGAAAUGAGCUGCAGCGACGCUUCUGCAGGAAAAAACGCUCUCAGGGUUACGAAGCGGAGAGCAGGCCGCAGUCCAGUAACAGCCGGACUCCUGCGAAUCAGCGCGGGAACCCCAGCAGCAUAGUGAAAGACGGACAUCAGGCUCAGUUAUUGCCAGCUGAAGAGGUGGUUCACACGAGUAAGACCUCGUCAGCAGCGCCGGUGUACGCCUCCCGACCUCCACGCCCGGCGUUUACACGACCCCCUCUUCCUCCCAGUCAGCUCCUGCCUCAGAGACCCGCCCCUCUUCCCCCUGUAUAACACACACCUCGCACAUCCAGGACAGGUGUGUGUGUGUGUGUGUGUGUGUGUGUGUGUGUGUGUGUGUGUGCACGCGUGUGUGUGUGUGCGUGUGUAGAAAAGCCAGAUGGUGUGUGUGAGAGGGCUUGCGUGACCCCGCCUGACCCUACGCUUCCCACCGUGACUCCGCCUCCUUGGCUUUGGACCACUUGUCACCUGUCAAUCAAACAGCUGCUAAGAUAAAGACGUGGGCUGAAUCUGAAUACACCCUGAACAGUGCACAGAGAAUGAAGUUAAAAAGAAUCGCCUUGUUCAGUGCACUGGAAAGCAAAUAAGGGGCUGUUCGGAUUCAGCUGUGGCUUCUGCACCGAGACGAACUUCCUCCUGCAAUAUCAUCGUAGGAAAAGGGCGGGACCUGAGAGCCUCAGCCAAUCAAAUGGGCCUGAUGUCUCUGACUUAAAGUUCCUAUGGCAGCAAGCUGAAUCCCUAAUUUGUAUUAUUAUGUCUGUUACUAUUAUGGGAUGUAAAGGACCAGAACCACUGCAGUUGAUUGCACUUCAGUAUAUUUACUGCACAAAACAAUAUAAUAACGUCAAGAUUCCUGAUUAAUUAGGCUUUUUUAAAAAAUAAUUUUGGUCAAAUGUGGGACGUUGAUGCCGACCGCAACAAGCAUGAAAUGCAACAUGAAUGACGUGAAUCCGAUUUCUUGUUUUGGAAAAAUAAUCAGUUGUUUGAUUCUGCAUCAGGCUUUUAAAUAGGGUGCGUAAAUGCUGUUUUUUUUUUUAAUUAAUUAUAAUAAAAAAUAAUUUAGCAUCAUUUGAAAAACGAGAAAUACAUUUAGAUGAGAGGGAGUUAAAAUACAAACGGUUAUACUGAAAAUAAAUAAAAUAAAUAAAAAAAAUUGGUUGGAGAAGUAAAAUCGAAUCAUGAUGUCCUAAGAGAAUCUAUGAAUAUAAAAUUGAAAUAUAUUUUUUAAAAAAAAGAAAAAAAAUAAUAAUAUAUAUGCAUUGAUACAAACAUGACAAGCCAUUGUAAUUUUUUUAAUUUAAAAGAAUGACUUUUUUAAACAAUACCUAUUUCAUGCCUUCAUUCAAGCUGCAUAACGAUUCCUCUUCCGGUUUUUCAGAUGCCACGUUGCUUUUCAAAGUGAAAGGUCAAAGUUACACAAUACUGCAAUAUAAGCAAACUCAGUGAACUGUAGUUUUUUUUUUCCACAAUUUGUAUCCAUUUGUUACGUAGAUUUUAUUUCUUUUCUUGAACGAUUUUUUUAAUCGGCUGUCUCUCGGAGCAGAUAAACCUCUAAAAGCACUAAUUUGAUUAUUUUCAUGUCUUUUUUUAAUUAGAAAUGGUUGUAUUGUGGUGUAAAAUAAAUCGCCGGGGUUUUAUUUCCGAAACGAAAGCCUUAUUUCAGUCAUCUUUAAAGGGCUAGUGCAAAACCCUGUUCAGAUCCAACAAUGCAAUAUUCUCUCAAUACUAAAAUCACACGAUGUCAAAAAGACACAACGGUGUGUUAAGCAUUCAUCUGUACGACUCUGUGUACGUGUGUGUGUGUGUGUGUGCGUGCGCAAAGCUGACAAAGUGCCAUACGGUCUUCAAUAACACUGAGCAUCUCUGUGUCGAAUUGCGUAUCGAAGCCUAAAUGACAGAAUUGUGAUACGACUGAAUGAUUUAAUAUCUUGUUCGAAUUGAUUUUUCUUUACUUUCUUUUUCUUCUUUUUCAUAUUAGUCUGAUUGCACUGUGUUCCCGAUUCUUCCAGCUCCUCUAAGCGCUACAUGAGGUACAAAGUUGCACUUUGAUCCCAAAAAAAACGAAAGAAAACCAUGCAAACUCUUCUGUUAUUACUGUACAUGGAUGGGAACGUGUAAGAUAUUAUUGCAGUGUUUUCACAAAUCAAGAACGAGCUCGAAGACUCUUUGGGUUGCUUGUGAUGUGUUGCUGAAGAUUUUGGUAUCGCUGUUGCAUAUGCAAAUAAAUAUUACUGUCAUGUUUCUAUACAAACUCCUGGAAUGUGUGUGUGUGUGGUUUUUGUCAUUUCAGAGCCUCUUGCUGUCUGUGAGUCAAAUUAUAAAUCAUUGAGUUCCACUCA